Diospyros lotus (date-plum) is the source of this 2201-nucleotide messenger RNA. Its product is annotated as nucleobase-ascorbate transporter 3. The record is from RefSeq and is a predicted model, not a curated record. Gene Ontology annotation, cellular component: plasma membrane; plasmodesma. The coding region runs from base 319 to 1959 and encodes 546 amino acids. The transcript has 14 exons. Gene Ontology annotation, molecular function: transmembrane transporter activity. Gene Ontology annotation, biological process: transmembrane transport. Lineage: Eukaryota; Viridiplantae; Streptophyta; Magnoliopsida; Ericales; Ebenaceae.
CUUUCCACCCAUAUCUAUCUCUCCUUCUCCAUCCCUCUCUCUUCGUUCAGUGUCAGAAUUUUAAUUGCUCGAACAAAGGGGCGUCAACGAUCUGAUUGACCCGCGCAAUACAAAUUAAAGGAUAAAUUCCCGUGAAUCUAAUCCCCCAAGUCCUUGAUUUUUUUUUUUUCUCGGUGAUUCUUGGAAAUAGAUUGUCAUAGAUGGACGAUUCAAAACAGUAGGGACCUAAAAAUUAGAAGAACGCGAAGCGGCAGAAGAAAGAAAGAAGCCACCUUUGACUGAAGAGAGCGAGAGAUAGAGAAAGAAAGAGCCGGGGCAAUGGUAGAGACGGCCAACCACCAGCAGCCACCGCCUUCUCAGGCGGCUCCCCCACAUGUGGCGCCUCCCCUCGGCUCGGCGAGAGGCCCCCUCUACCCUCCAACCGAGCAACUCCUGCAGCUUCAGUUUUGCAUCCACUCGAAUCCCUCCUGGCCUAUGACAGUUCUACUUGCUUUCCAACACUAUAUUGUGAUGCUUGGUACUACAGUUAUGAUUGCCACUAAGCUCGUGCCUGGAAUGGGUGGGAAUCCCGGUGAUAAAGCUAGAGUGAUUCAAGUAUUGCUCUUCACAUCAGGGUUGAAUACCCUUUUCCAAACUUGGAUUGGAACGCGACUUCCCACAGUGAUGGGUCCAUCAUUUGCUUACGUUUUGUCAGUACUGUCCAUCAUUAAUGAUAUUUCAGAAGAAAGAUUCCACUCAGAGCACGAGAGGUUCCUGCACACUAUGAGAACAAUUCAAGGAUCCUUGAUAGUAUCUUCUUUCCUCAAUAUAUUGAUUGGAUAUAGUAAAGCAUGGGGUAACUUUACAAGGUUUUUCAGUCCCGUUGUAAUUGUGCCAGUAGUGUGCGUAGUGGGUCUUGGUCUGUUUGGAAGGGGCUUUCCACAGGUUGGCGAUUGUAUGCAGAUCGGCCUGACCAUGCUAAUAUUACUGGUAGUCUGCCAGUAUCUGAAGCGCCUCCAUCCAGUUCUCCACUCCGUACUCGAGAGGUUUUCUUUGCUUUUCUGCAUUGGUGUUGUCUGGGCUUUUGCGUCUAUUCUUACUGUUGCUGGUGCAUACAAGAAUUCUUCCCCUGAAACUGCGACAAGUUGUCGUACUGACCGUUCCUCCCUUAUGUCAUCUGCUCCAUGGAUCAAAAUCCCAUACCCUUUUGAGUGGGGUACUCCAAUAUUUAAAGCAAGCCAUGUCUUUGGGAUGCUGGGGGCUGCGAUUGUUUCAUCUGCAGAGUCCACUGGAACAUUCUAUGCGGCAGCACGGCUUGCAGGCGCAACAUCACCUCCAGCGCAUGUGAUUACAAGAAGCAUUGGUCUUCAGGGUCUUGGCCAGCUGCUUGAUGGGAUAUUUGGUGCUGCUGUUGGUACUGCUGCUACUGUGGAAAAUGUCGGUCUUCUUGGACUGACUCACAUCGGAAGCAGAAGAGUGGUACAGAUAUCCACUGCUUUCAUGAUCUUCUUCUCUAUAUUUGGAAAGUUUGGUGCCUUCUUCGCAUCAAUUCCUUUGCCAAUAUUUGCUGCAAUAUACUGCAUCUUAUUUGGGAUUGUUGCUGCUGUUGGGGUUUCGUUCAUUCAAUUUGCAAACAGUAACUCCAUGCGAAAUAUUUAUAUUUUGGGCCUCUCUCUGUUCCUUGGAAUAUCAAUACCUCAAUAUUUUACCAUGGGAACUGAUCAAUUUGGCCACGGGCCUGUUAAAUCAGGUUCUGGAUGGUUCGAUGACAUAUUGAAUACGCUAUUCUCUUCACCACCGGCGGUGGCGAUGAUGGUUGGGACGCUGCUGGAUAACACGCUGGACGCCAAGCACUCACGCAACGAGAGGGGGAUGCCAUGGUGGGUUCCGUUCCAGAUGAGAAAGGGGGAUAGCAGAAACGAGGAGUUUUACAGCUACCCUCUAGUACUAAACCAGAUUGUUCCUUCCAGGUUUCUCUGAACAGUUUACAACCUGUAAUAUAAGCAUCGCUUAUAUGUAUCAAUAUCUAAGGUUUCGUUGUAAUAUAAGCAUCGCUUAUAUGUAUCAAUAUCUAAGGUUUCGGGGCGGUCAUCGCAUCCAAAUUUUACCCUUUUUUAGAUGCUCAGAUGUUGAAACAUUAUGUUUAAAAGUUCAUUUUAGGGAUUUGCUUCAAUCUAGUUUCCAUUUCCACUUCCAGUUUUGGAGUUGGGAGUUUCUCUCAA